UACUCCAGUAUGUGCGACGGAGACGUGCCCGAAAACCAACGGAAUGUCGAGAUCAAGGCACGCAUAGGCAGUUCCGAGGAGUUUAAACGCCGCAUAAACAUUGCCAGGCAGCUGACUGGCGCUGAAGGAGAACUCAUCGUGCAGCGUGAUGUUUUCUUCAAUUCGCCAUUAGGCGGCCGCCUGAAGCUACGCUUUUUGCAGGCUCCAUCACGUUCCCAGCUGGUUUACUACGACCGACCUGACGUAGCAGGCCCAAAGCUAUCCAAAUAUAACAAAAUCGAGGUGGACGAACCAGCGGUUCUUGAAAAGAUACUGUGCCAAUCUAACGGAUCCCUGGGUGUGCUGGCCAAGAAACGCCAUCUCUACCUGCACGAACAGACGCGUAUUCAUCUGGACGAGGUACAGGACUUGGGCUACUUCAUGGAGUUUGAGGUGUGCCUGCAGCCGUCAGAGACCCUGGAACAGGGCCAGGUAAUUGCUGAGCAGCUAAGCGAAAAGUUUGGCAUCCUGGAGGCUGAUCUUAUGACUGGGUCAUAUUUCGAUGAAUUGCGGCGGGCAGCCAUAUAGGAUUCUCCUAUUCCAAUCAAUGAAAAUCGGCAUGUAUAUACAUAUGAUUGGUUUUGUGUAUUUUAUAAUAAAUUUCACUUGAAACGCCAUGGGCAUUGUGGUGUUAAAUCGAACUGUA
Messenger RNA from Scaptodrosophila lebanonensis, 685 nucleotides. RefSeq lists its product as uncharacterized. The transcript has a single exon. Lineage: Eukaryota; Metazoa; Arthropoda; Insecta; Diptera; Drosophilidae. The record is from RefSeq and is a predicted model, not a curated record. Bases 10 to 567 code for a protein of 185 amino acids.